CCAUAAAUGGAUAGAAGACACAGGAUGAGACACAAUAACUCUCCAACCACAAGACUUGAUUUCAAGAAGCCCUUGCCCAGACCCCCUGCUAAUAAUGACAUAAGCCUGGACUUUGAAGAGACCAUUAACGAACCUAAGCAAGAGAAAGGUCGCGUUUUAAAAUAAAGCAAGAGAUAGAAGCAAUGAAUUAUUUACUCAGAAAGGAGAUAAAAACCGCAUCAUUGCGUUCAAGAAUUACUCUAAAAUAAACCCAGAGCCCAGAGUUGAGCCUAACUACCAAGAUCAGGAUGAAACAGCGUCUUUUAAUAUAAGCCCGAUCGCUCCUAAGGAAGAUAGUUGGAAGGCUUAUAAGACUUGUGCAAUAAAUAAGAAAACUAAGCUUGAGUGCCAGAAGGACUCUAAUCCAUGCACCAAAACGUGCCAACCUGGGUUUAAACCUGAUUAUGAAAUUGCUACUCCUAAUAUAGGAUUUCAUCCAAAGACCAUGACGACUAUUAACCCGUAUUUUGGAUCAAGGCAAGAAGUUAAGCAUGAGAAAGCUUCUGAAGUAGUGUCGUCACCGGAGAUAUCACUGAUUAUGCAUGAGAAUAAUGACUCCUUGAUGUGAGAUAGCUCCGUUGAAAACGUUAUAGAUCAGAAUGAAAAACAUUGCCUCACAAACUCGUCAUUCAAGAGUAAGAAGGCACCCCCAGUGAUACAGAAAGAAUUCAGGCUCAAGAACAAUACCUUAGUAGGCACCAAGUGAAACAAAUGGGAGAAACAUUAUACACGAUCCGUUAAGAUAGAUCUUACAACUGACAAGGGAUCUUCAGACGGGUCUAGAGCUGACUCGAUAAGAUCUCAAAAGAUGACCUGGAGAGAUAAGGCAAAACUAUUCAAAGUCACUCUUCAAAAGAAGCAGAAUAGUGAAAAUGGUGGCCAAGGUAGAAGAACACAUAAGCAAAAGUCAGGCUCUUCCAUGUAUAACAAGACCCAAAGGAUGACAGCCGUUGGGAACGGUAAGAAAAUUCAUCCAGCUUUGGUCCCUCCAAGGAAUAGGAAGAAAAUAAGACUUCAGCAAGAACGAAAUUAUAUUCCAAUUUCUUCACCAGGGAAGAAAGUAAAACCAGAUGAGGAGUCACGGCCAUCAGCUAUUAAAAGGGAUCAUGAUAAUUCUUGGAUGAAGGCAAGCAGUCGAGCUAGUCAUAACUACUCAAUUCAUACCUCAAGGUCAACCAUGAACAGGAGUAUCUCCAGGAGAGAAAAAUCUCUUGAAAAGUCCUUACAAAGAGGCUCUCAAGUAGUUGAUGUUAAAUGAAUCAACUGCGGAAUUUAUAUCCCUGAAGAUAAGGUUGCUUCCCAUUCUCAAGGCUGUGGAAAUGUGAGUACUACUGUGAAGUACUCUCAGAAAUUGAGUAAGAUUACCCAUAUCCAGAGCGAGCUCAGAGGUCUCAGAAAAGCCAUAACGGACACUAUUGAUAACAUCAAGGAGGAAGAUGAUACCCACUAUUUCAUUAAAUUGAGAGAAAUAAUUAGUGAUAUUUUAUCAAUCAAAACUUUUGAUGACAAAGCAUGUGAUUUACUCAAGUUUAUCCAAAAAGACAUCUGCUGCCUCUACGAUACAUGUGAAGGCAACGCUAAUACUAUCCUUUACAUCGAGCGUAUCGCUGAGAUAACAGAUGCCUUAGCAGAUGAGACUAAUCUAAAGACUAACUCUACUGUCAAAACGAAUGGGCUGAAAUCAGCAUUGAAGCCUACUAAGAAAGCAUUCACUGAAAGAAACUCCUCAAUCAACUCUAAAGAUUCUGAAAGAUUGACUUUGCUGAAUACCAGAAAGAACGAGCUGAUCAGUUUGAAAAGGAAGACAUUGGGAUUAAUGAAUCAGCUGAUACAUAAGAAACAGAGGCCUUCUCACAUGAACCUUCAUUCUUCAAGUCUAUAUAAAACAUUUGACAACCCUGACGCUCAUAAGGUCAGGUUUUCAGGUUACACAAGGUCCCAGAAUGUUAGGAAAACUGCCACAAACACCAAUGUUAUGAGAUUAGAGUCAAUGAAUAGAGAAUAUUAUGAAAAUUAA
Molecule: messenger RNA, 2056 nt
Organism: Moneuplotes crassus
Lineage: Eukaryota; Ciliophora; Spirotrichea; Euplotida; Euplotidae
Source: the annotation of a GenBank genome assembly